ACGGUACAUUAUUCUUUUUCCGUUUUAAACAUGUUUUGAGAGCUUUCUUCAAAACCUCUGCUAUUUCUCUCUUCUUCUGAAAUCUCCAUUUUUUUUUCCUUCAACUCAAUUUUGGCAACUCCAAUACAUGUCCAAAAUGCGAAGAGCCUCAAGGAUCAUUACCUCAUUAGUUUCAAACCUCCGCACCUUUGCGUCACCGAGUUUUGCUCUGCCCAGAAACUCCUCCACUACUUUGAUUCAAACCCCACAAAGGCAAUCUCUUCCCGGUGGCUUUCUGAAAUGGGGUUCGCUUGGUUCGGUUAGAGCUUCAAGUUUUGCCUCUGGGUUCUCGCCCUUGAAGCCCAAGCCCUUGGAUUCCAUUAUUGACAUUCAGAGGGUUAAGGAUCGCUCACCUGAGGACAUUGCUUCGGCUUGGGACGAUUAUCACUUGGGGAGAGGACAUAUUGGUGCAUCAAUGAAAGCUAGUCUGUAUCACUUGUUCGAGCAUAGAGCAGCAGAUUGCCGGUAUUUUGUCAUUCCUCUGUGGAGAGGGAGUGGUUAUGUCACGAUGUUUGCUCAAGUGCAGAUGCCACACAUGAUUUUCACCGGUCUUGAAGAUUAUAAGGCAAGAGGAACUCAAGCUACUCCCUACUUUACUAUGACCUAUUACAAUGAAUUUGCACAAAGCAAGGACAUGGUACUUAUCCGAGGCGAUGUUGUUCUCCCCAGCAAGCUCAGUGACUCAGAAGCAAAAUGGCUUCUGGAGACCACCCAAACCUUCUAUUUGAAUGACGUCAGGUAUAAGUUGGUUGAACGGUUCAACAAACAAACACAUGAUUUUGAAUUCAAGGAUGUUUUGCAAACACUGGAUAUGCCGAAUCUAUGAUUUCUCCAACAGAAAUG
This is a messenger RNA of Fragaria vesca subsp. vesca, 882 nucleotides long. Its product is annotated as ATP synthase mitochondrial F1 complex assembly factor 1-like. Gene Ontology annotation, biological process: mitochondrial proton-transporting ATP synthase complex assembly. The record is from RefSeq and is a predicted model, not a curated record. Bases 128 to 865 code for a protein of 245 amino acids. Gene Ontology annotation, cellular component: mitochondrion. Lineage: Eukaryota; Viridiplantae; Streptophyta; Magnoliopsida; Rosales; Rosaceae. The transcript is spliced from 4 exons.